CUGACUUGGCAAAAAAUUCAUCUCUCUACACAAUGACAGAGGAAGCUUCCAUGCUACUCACACAUCUCAACAUGGAGUGUCACAGACGCUGGUGGACCUUGACCCGUCUCUCUCCGUUGACCCCAAAACCGCACACUUCCCCCACACCGGCGCCCCCACCCCCCCCCCCCCCCCCCCGCCGCCGUCCUGUACAACAAUACAAUAAAUUGAUUGAUAUAAAUAAUCUCCAACCCCAUUGGACUUCCCUAUUCCAAACUACCAUUCCCCUUUUUCUUCUUCUUUCUCAUCCCUAUCUUCAAUAUCAUCGCACACCUCACAGUCACACACCCCUCAUUUUCCAAUCAUGUAUACCUCAAAUUCAACCGAGUACCAGAGAUACUUGACCACUGUGCCGCCUCCGCCGCCGCCCCCCUACGACCAGCCGGCCGAAGGCAUCCCCGUCGAUUCCGCUGAUAAUUUCUACAGCGAGAACGUCCCACAGAUACCGGUCCCAGUUCGGCCCAAACCACUGGUCCCUUGGUCCACAGGACUCUGUGACUGCUUUGAUGAUGUCAAUAAUUGCUGUCUUACUUGCUGGUGUCCGUGUAUUACGUUUGGACGGAUUGCUGAGAUUGUGGACAAAGGGUCAAGCUCAUGUGGAACAAGCGGAGCACUAUACACAUUAAUAACGUGCGUGACUGGGUGUCCGUGUUUCUUCUCGUGCUUCUACCGUGCAAAGAUGAGGCAACAAUACUCUCUGCAGGAAAACCCUUGUGGUGAUUGCUUGCUUCACUGCUGCUGCGAGUCGUGCGCCUUGUGUCAAGAGUACCGUGAGCUCACCAAUCGAGGAUUCAACCUCCCCGUCGGAUGGCAUGGAAAUGUCGAGAAACAAAAACGGGAAGUGGAAAUGGCACCGGCGGUUGAAGAAGGGAUGAGCAGAUGAAAGGGGAACAUAGAGUAUAUACGAUAUUUAUCUCUUUUCGAUUCUCCUCUCUAUCUAUGUACGCAUCAUAAUUUGUAACUUUAAUUGUUGAACGUAAAAUGUACAAGGGACGAGCAGAUAAUUGUAUUUUGUAAUGUUGAAUUGUUUACCACUUCUACUACUACAGAUGCAUUUGCAAUAA
Molecule: messenger RNA, 1103 nt
Organism: Rhododendron vialii
Lineage: Eukaryota; Viridiplantae; Streptophyta; Magnoliopsida; Ericales; Ericaceae
Product: protein PLANT CADMIUM RESISTANCE 2-like
Exons: 4
Coding region: 344-922 (192 amino acids)
Source: RefSeq, a predicted model, not a curated record